AUGACGCACAUUAGUGCAGAGUCCGGCGCAAGGGAGUCUUUUACGACUGAACCCAAAACCUCGGGUACCAGCACGGACAAACCAGAGAAUCGGCUAGUUGAGAUCGAUCAACCUGAAGCCAUUGAGGUCAGUACCGACACCGACGCCGACGCCGAAGCAGCAGAUGAUGGUACUACGCAAAAGAAGCCCUUGGGGUUCUAUCUCUCUUUCUUGGCUAUCAAUAUCCUCGUCUUUCUAUUUUCUCUAGAUGCUACUACUCUCGCAGUGGCUAUUCCCAGUAUCGCGCAAGAACUCCAUGGCAGUACAUUGGAAUCUUUUUGGGCCGGAAUCGCUUACUAUCUCGGCCUCGUUGUCAGUCAGCCCCUAUUUGCGAGUAUUUCCGACGUCUUUGGUCGGAAACCCCCGCUUUACGUAGCCUUCCUGCUCUUUACCGCCGGUUCUCUCUCCUUCUCCCUCGCCCCAAAUAUGGCUGCUGUCAUCGCUGGCAGGGUCGUCCAAGGCCUAGGUGGUGGCGGUCUUGAUGUCCUUGGCGAGAUCAUAGUUUCCGAUAUGACCACUCUGAAAGAGCGGCCUCUAUACGUCGGAAUCAUGGCCUUGCCCAUUGCUAUUGGUAGUAUCCUUGGGCCAACUAUCGGCGCGCUUUUCAGCGACUACGUUACUUGGCGGUGGAUUGGUUGGAUCAACUUACCGCUUUUGGGCAUCGCUUUUCCCCUAUUAGCCUUCUUUCUUCGUCUUCGGUCACUCGGCUCGUCGCUCGAUGCCAAACUGAAGCGCUUAGAUUGGAAUGACCCGUACUCAUCGGUUGGUAUGCGAUACGGGAUCCCUAUCAUUUGGGGUGCGGGAGUUGGUGCUCUACUCCGUCUUCUACAUCUUCCCAUGCAGGCAAGCGUAUCUAGCGUUGAUGACACUGGACAUGCGAUCGCCCUGUUGUUGACCUUCCGGUGUUUGGGUGGUCUAGUCGGACUCGCUAUUGGUUCGACAAUAUUCAGCAGCACUUUUGGGUCCGCGAUUGCUACGAUUGGGGAAUUGCCCGACUCCCUAAGUCUUCUCAGGGAUCCGCACAAUGCCGUCGCCUUUAUUCCAAUAAUGCGAACCGUAAAUCUUCCAUUGGAGGUCAUAGCACCCGUCUUACAAGCGUAUUUGUCAGCCAUGCGUGGCGUAUUCUACGCAAUGCUCGGUUUCUCUGGCCUUGGUUUCGUAUCAUCUUUGUUAACAGAAGAGUUGACUCUCCAAAAGACGGAACGCGGACGGCAGCACUUUGAAACAUGA
Daldinia childiae is the source of this 1269-nucleotide messenger RNA. Its product is annotated as putative transporter C3H1.06c. Gene Ontology annotation, molecular function: transmembrane transporter activity. Gene Ontology annotation, biological process: transmembrane transport. The transcript is spliced from 3 exons. Bases 1 to 1269 code for a protein of 422 amino acids. The record is from RefSeq and is a predicted model, not a curated record. NCBI's taxonomy places the organism in Eukaryota, Fungi, Ascomycota, Sordariomycetes, Xylariales, Hypoxylaceae.